AUGGAAGAAGACAUUGAAGGAGAUGAAGAUGACGAAGAAGAUGAAGAUGACGAAGAAGAUGCAGAAGUAGAUGAUGAAAGGGAAGAAGGUUAUAGACAUGGACAUGGAUAUCGACAGAGACGAGGAGAUGGAAACGAAAGAGAAAGAAAUGAAGAAGAUGUCAAUGGAAAUGAAGAUGGAGAUGACGAUUCUAUGAUGAUUACAGGUGAUGAAGAAGCUGUUGGUUUAAUUGAUGAUGAUUACAACGAUGAUAAAAAUAACAAUAAUAACAAUAACACCAAUAAUGAUAAUAAUUCAAUGGAGAGACGAAAUGGUGAAAAUGGCGAUGAAAAAGUAAAUGAUUCUAUUGAUAAUAUAAAUAAUCGUAAAAAUAUUGAAAAUGAUCUCAAUGGCUCUGUCAAUGGAAAUAAUAAUAAUCAUAAUUUACAUGAAGGUAAAUUAAGGUUACAUGGAGCUUUCUUCUCUAAUUACAGUCCCAGACUUGCACUGGUUGAUAAAGUAACGAAACGUGGUGAAUCAAGUAGACCAAUGAUUGGACCUGAUGGUAGAUAUCUGUAUCCAUGUGGCUACUGUCAGAAGACAUUUUGUUCAUCAUCAGAUCUCAAUAGGCACAUUGGUUUUCAUGAAAAUGUUCGUCCAUUUAAAUGUGAAUUCUGUGAUUAUCAAAGUCGCACAAACAGUCAACUUAAAGUCCAUAUGAUGAGACAUGCCGGAAUAAAACAGUUUAUGUGUAAUAUUUGCAAUUACAAUGGAGUAACUCAAUCUGAUUUAAAUCGCCAUUGCAAGACACGUUCGCAUCUUCUGCGAAGUGCAAAUAUCUGUUCCAUAUGUUCCUUAGGAUUCUCAACACCAACCUUACUUGAAGAUCAUAUCUUUAAAUUUCAUGACAACUCACAAAAUAACCGUGGAUCAUCAGCAAGUCCUCAAGAAUCAAAGAGCAACUUAUCCUGUCCAACAUCAACCACAGGCACUACAUCAACAUCAUCACCCGCCUUGUCAUUAGCAUCCUCAUCUAGGGAAAGGUUAACAUCGAACCGGUCCGAUGAGAUAGAUAAACAGCAGCAAAAAAACGCUAGUCUUUUGAAACUAAAUGCUAAUAGAUUUUCAGUCAACAAUUUGUUAUAAGUUUCUGUUUAGCUUGAUUAUGAGGAAAAACAACGAGAUCAGCCAUCAUUCCAAUUUAAUUGAAACUUAGCUCAGCUAAAUCCAAUUAAUAUCAGUUUCUUUUAGUUUUUCUUGUACACUUCACUCCGAUGAAAUCAUAACAAAACAGAAAAAUCAAGCAAAACAAAAACUUACACAUUAGUACCAACGAUUUGAUCAUAAUCAUGUAGUGUUAACCUUACUCCAAAUAUUUGCAAAAUGAUGUAAAUCAUCAACAUUAACAUGAAUAUCAUUACUAAUACUUUAACCACCUAAAUCACCUUCAUCAUCUAAACCUUGAAAUAAUGUUCAAUUAACUUACGAAAAUCACUAAUGUUCAAAUUGUACUCCUUAACACCAUUCCAAAGCUAAUUUCCUUUCUUGUUCAUCUCAUCUCUUUGUUUCUCUGUCCAUCCAGCAAAGCUGUUUUCAUUCUUAAUGCUAUUGAUAUUCCUAAAAUUAUUAUUAUUAUUAUUAUUAUUAUCAUUAUCUAUUUAAAUUGUGCUUUUGAUCAUUAUUAGGAUGAUUAGUAUUAUUAUUAUUAUCUUGUCUUCCUUGCUUGUUUUCAACCUCCUUUUAUCUCCGUUUAUUUAUCAUCUCAACCAUGUUAACAUAUUUUGUUCCUGAGAUGAAAUAAUUUAGUUGCAAAAAUUUGUUAAAUGUUUCACAAUUUUCUAGACAAAACAAUUGAAAAGCAUCAAAAUAUGUAUAAGGUAUUAUGGUAACAAUCAAUUUACCAUAAACAAGAAAUACGCAAAAAACCUCAUUGAGAGACAUUCGCUGAGAUUUGAUAAUGCUUUGAAAUGUUCCUCGCAAUUUAGCAUUGAAUUAGCUAAAUGUCUCACAAUAUUGUUCCCUAAUAUAACAAUUGCAAUACCAUUCCCACCAAACAAUGAUUAUGAUAAUACGAAAAUGUCAAUUCUCUGUAAUUCCUUCUUUUAAAUACCUCUUUUUGCCUCAUUUUCAUUCCCUUAAACUUAUCAUUUCUUGUUUAUUCAAUUUUCUUGAAUAUUGUAUUUCCUUUAAUUAUUCCCAUUUUUUUAUAUUUUUUCUCCUCUGUUUCUAUUUUUUAUAGAAGGUACAAUCUGCUGUAUUCAUCAAUGUGAAUGUAACCAGGAUUCAUCACAAUACAAUAUUGCAAUAUGAUACAAAAUUGAUGAUCACCAGAAUUAACUUUGAAGCUAUCAAUGUAACAUCAACUGACAAACCUUAACAGUAAAGUGUUUACAAUUAAUGAACAGUCAAGAUAAAAAUGUUUUUUUCCUCCUCAACAAAAAUAAUUGUAAGAAAUGAAAUCAAUACGAGCUUAUGCCUUAAAAUACUUGGUUGCUUUUUUGGCUUAAUUGAUAACUUUUUUUUCUGUGAUUAUAAUACAAAUAAACCAUCUAUUGAACCAUCUAA
This is a messenger RNA of Tetranychus urticae (two-spotted spider mite), 2544 nucleotides long. RefSeq lists its product as uncharacterized. The record is from RefSeq and is a predicted model, not a curated record. Gene Ontology annotation, cellular component: nucleus. NCBI's taxonomy places the organism in Eukaryota, Metazoa, Arthropoda, Arachnida, Trombidiformes, Tetranychidae. Gene Ontology annotation, biological process: regulation of gene expression.